Molecule: messenger RNA, 1137 nt
Organism: Lactuca sativa (garden lettuce)
Lineage: Eukaryota; Viridiplantae; Streptophyta; Magnoliopsida; Asterales; Asteraceae
Product: protein DEHYDRATION-INDUCED 19 homolog 3
Source: RefSeq, a predicted model, not a curated record
CUUACACAACACAAUCACAAUCACCCUUUUCAGUUCCUUCAUAUUCCCAUUUCUCUCGCUCGAGUUCCAUCCCACCUCAAACCUACAGAGACUUGGUCUCACAGCGCCUGAUAAACAACACGAGAAACUGUGAAUUGAGUCAAUUUAUAAGAACCCUUUUCGACUCUCUCUGCGAAUUAAUCUAUAUAUUUUCAUAUACACGCACUGAUUUGCAUCUGUAAGCUCUCUAAUAGCUGGUCAAAUAAUCAUCAUGCGAAAUUCAAUCGGAGACGAUGAUUCAUUCGACUGUCGUGUUUUGAAGAAGACCGCCCGUCUCCCUCUUCCGGUUGAUAGUUACAUCGAUCUGGAGGAUAGUGAAGAGGAGGAAGAAGAAUCGGAUUUAGAAAUUGGAUGCCCCUAUUGUUCGGAGGGAUUCGAUGCCCUAGGUUUGUGUGUUCAUCUCGAAGAUCAACAUCCAAUUGAAAUAAAGUCGGGGGUAUGUCCGCUUUGUGUUACUAAUAUGGGGAGGAACAUGAUUUCUCACUUGAUCAUUCAACAUGAAAGCAUCUUGAAAGGUCUUUGUAAAAGGAAGGUGUAUGAUGAUGAAUCUUUUUCCAUCAUGUCUCUGUUAAGGAAGAAGCUCCAAGAACAUUCACGAUUAUCUCUUCAAAAGGAGUCAGAGUCGACCUCUGUAACAUCUUCUUCUUCUUUUUCUUCUUCUAACAAUGCAGCAACUGAUCCUUUGCUUCUCUCAUUUGUCUAUAAUCCACCUCAAACUCAUUCUUCUGCUGAAACAAGUUCAUCAAAGAUGCUCUCGAAGGAUGACACAUUAGAUAGUGACAUCAUCCCAGCAUGCAAAGACCAUGAAGAAAAGGCUCAGAAAUCUGACUUCAUACAGACGAUAUUAUUAUCCACCAUUUUCCCUGACAAUUUGUAACAAAACAAUCCAGAUGUUGUCUUAUCUGUUGACAUAAGUGCUUCUGAACACAGAAACAGAAGCAGAUUUAAGAUGUAGGGACUGGAUUUAAUUUUAUGUUCUGUUCCACUUCCACACGAUGUAACCAAAAAAGCAGUUAGCUCAUAUUUUGGCAGAGUAGUAGUUGUAUUAAUUUAACAGAAACUCUCAACUUCAGCAAUCACGCAUCACAUUUCUUCCAA